AUGUCACCUGCUAAAUCCGGUCGUGGGGCUGGAGGUGGACGGUUUUCGAGUGCAUCUAAGGGAGGUGCUCAGAGAGGAAGUGGCCAGAGAGGAGGCCAAAGUGCUAGGGGACAAGGCAGAGGCAUUCCACAGGGAGGCCAAACCUCCACUUCCCGAAUAACGUGCGGAUAUUGCGGGAAACUGAACCAUACAGAGGAUGAAUGCUGGAGAAAGGCUCGGAAGUGCCUAAGGUGUGGAAGUACGGAGCACCAGAUAGUCAACUGCCCGUUGAUCAGUGAUACUCAGUCGACUGCCAAGUCAAACCCAAAGCCGACCAAUGUCGGAGGGACUAGGUCGAGAGUUUCGGCCAGAGUGUAUUCGCUGGACCAACAAUCGGUGCCUGAACCAAUGGAGGUGGUAGAAGGUCAUAUAAUUUCAAAGGAUGGGCUUGCUGUAGACCCAGCGAAAGUGGAAGCCAUAGCCAAAUGGAAGCGGCCAGAGAAUCCCACAGAGGUGCGAAGUUUUCUAGGAUUAGCAGGGUACUACCGCCGAUUUAUAAAGAACAUCUCGAGAAUUGUGGGACUCUUGACUAACUUGACAAAGAAACAAGGAAAGUACAGUUGUGAUGUUAAGUGUGAGAGUAGUUUCCAAGAGCUUAAGAAGCAAUUGACCAUGGCUCCCGUAUUAGCUUUGCCCAAUGGGAAAGAUAGUUACACGGCCAAUGUUGUAGCAGAUGCUUUAAGUCGAAAGGCUCAACUAGCAAGUUCCAUGGUGAGAGAGUGGAGCUUGUUAGAAGAUGUAUGUGAGUGGAAACCUCGUCUGGAACUGAAGAAGGUGAUUCUUGGAAAUAUUGAGGUGAAGUCGAUACUGUUGGAUCGAAUUAAAGAGGGCCAAGUAAAGGGCCCAAUGGUGCAAAAGUGGGUGGAAAAAGUGAAGAAAGGGGAGUUGCCUAACUUUAACCUAGGUCCUGAUGGAAUCUUAAAGUUCCGAAAUCAUGUUGUUGUACCUAGGGAUGAGGAGUUAAAGAGGGAGAUUUUGGAGGAAUCUCACCGCUCUAGGUAUACGGUGCACCCAGGGAACAAUAAGAGGUACCAAGAUCUAAAAAGUCUGUAUUGGUGGGAUAAUAUGAAGACGGAGAUUGCCCAAUUUGUGCAAAAGUAUCUUACGUGCCAACAAGUGAAAGAUGAGCAUAAAAAACCGCCAGGUCUGUUACAGCCUUUAGAGAUCCCUGAAUGA
This is a messenger RNA of Coffea arabica (coffee), 1215 nucleotides long. NCBI's taxonomy places the organism in Eukaryota, Viridiplantae, Streptophyta, Magnoliopsida, Gentianales, Rubiaceae. The record is from RefSeq and is a predicted model, not a curated record.